Messenger RNA from Lepisosteus oculatus (spotted gar), 5645 nucleotides. Lineage: Eukaryota; Metazoa; Chordata; Actinopteri; Semionotiformes; Lepisosteidae. The record is from RefSeq and is a predicted model, not a curated record.
CGAAAAAAGGGGUUUUCCGUCGCAACAUGCCUUUUGACUUGAAGGAGCGAAAUAAUAUCUAACGUUUACUAGACCGAAGCUGUGGUUAUUGAAAACCCACAGAAACCCGAUUCGUCUGAAGCAGCGCUUUCUUUUCUCGUUUUAAGUUCAGCCUCCCAGUACAGGCUGUUACCUGCGUAACGGGGAGAGACCGAGAAAAAGGGGUUGUAAAACAGCUUGUUCUUCUGAAUCGCCGAACGCAGAAAAAAACACGCAAGCGACCAGGAGCAGGAAGGCAGCCUACUGAAGCACCUGAUUGGAAGUUGCUCAUUCAUCCCGAAUGGCGAUGAACAGGAAUGAGCGUGUCGUUCUCGGGAUGAUGGCCCUGCGUUUGCUGCCUCUCCUGGUCGUCCUAGCCGCUGCUGAAGUGUCCAGCCACGUGAGCCCAGCUGUCCCCAGUCUGACGUGCACGAACGAUUACAUCAACAAUAUAUCCUGUGAGUGGAGGAGCUCAGAAGCAUACAGCAAUACCUCCUGCAGAGUUCAUCUUGUAAGAAGGAGAAAGCAAUUCCAGUGCGAUCUCAUCGCAUCAGAUGAACCAACCGUUUGCAGUUGUAGCAUCCAGGUUACAAAAAAUGCAAAUACCCAGUCAUUUACAUCUGUAGAUGAAUGUGAUAUUGAGGUGAGGUGUGGUGACUCCAAAGAACCUGCUGCUAAAAUAAAGGACUUUAAACCUUCCGAAAAUGUGAGGAUGAGACCACCAGACGCACCAAUCAUUGUGAACUCCACUGUGUCCUGGGGUGCUGGUGAACGGGUUUCUCGGCUUAUAUACGAAUAUGAAUUUCAGAUCAAAUACAAACGUGCUGAUCAAACGUGGGAGGAGGCAGAGUCCAGGGUGGUUGUGAACAAGGAGAAUUCGACCCAGUUGAAUGAGAACAUGCUGGAGAAGGGUGCACUGUAUCAGGUCAAGGUCAGGGUCCGUCCAGCUGCAAAGGGUCCACUGAAAGGAGUGUGGAGCCACUGGAGUCCUGUCUCUGAGUGGACAUCCACUGUUGGCAUCGUCAAGCCCGCAGUAAAACGCGCCUACAACCCGGGCUCAAACGACAAGGAGAUCAUGGACAUCACUUUAGCAGUGGCGAUUCCAGCAGUGAUAGCAGUUUUCCUGACCAUCUGUAUUUGUGGAAUUUGGAGCCCUAAAUGGUCCUAUAAGUGCCUUCAUGUCCCCGAUCCCUCGAAGUACUUUGACCCUCUGAACUCUGUCCACGGAGGAAACUUCCAGAAAUGGCUGAGCCCCACUUUCUCCCCCGAAUCCUUUGACACCCUCAACUCGGAGCCCGUUUCGCCCGUGGAAGUGUUCGAGGCCAAGGACACCACCAGCCUCUUCAAGAAGGCCUACCCCAGCCUGCAGGAGCACUGGGACAGCAGCGGCCAGUCCUCCUGCUUCUCCAACAUGGGUUACUUCUACUCCAAGCACCCCAGCUCGUACGAGAUCGAGUCCUGCUCCGUCUACUUCAGCUACCAGCCGGCGGAGUUCGACAGCGAGGAAGGAGGCAGCGGCGACGGUGGGGACACCCCCAUUCAAACCAGCUCUUCCUACGAGCGGCUGGAUCCUUCCUCGCGCGAGCAAUCCGAUCCCGAGCAUCCCGAUUCGGGCUGCGGCAUGGAAAGAGGGGAAGAAGGCGACCAGGAGACGGAGGACGGGAGAGAGGGAGGAGAAGAAGCCAAUCCUUCGCUUUUGGGGCCCGGUUGUCCUCCGCCUCCUUUCAACCCAGCUUUUCUUCCUGCCUUCCCCCCUCCCUUUCGCCUGCCAGGAAGUCACCCCCAGCUCCUGGCUCACCCCCCAUUCCCCUUCCCCCUGCCUGGCUUCGACUUCCGAGCCUUCGGCAGCGGACAGGCGCUGGACAGUGCCCUUUCCAAAGCCUCUUCAGCUCUGAUCCAGCCCUCCGGAGGCGGCUAUCUGUCCGUGAAGGAUGUCCAGAACCGAUACUGCAACAAGUCCAUUUGAAACCAGGAAGCUUGGAAGGACAUUUCGGAUUCAAGUGCGGCGCGACGUCUUUUGUCCAACCCGACCCCCCCCCCCCAACCCUUCUUGUUUUGAUUGGUUCAAAUCCCAGCCGCGCGUAGUGGCGGCCAGGAUGACUCGCGGCCAAGCUAACUUGCGCAAGGGAAGGAAUGUAAAGCAAACUCGAACAUUGGCGAUCUCGGGGCACGAUCUCCCACACCGGAUCCUGGAGAGCCCUCGUGCCUUCUGGGUUUUGCCUGCUUUGCUUCAGGAACACCAAAGUAUAGGAUUAACCUGUCGAUUAUUAACUUGGUCUUGAGUCCCAGAUUGAUCAGGCCUAUUCAGUCACAGGAAUGGUCCAGGACCUUAUUGGUAGAACAGAAACCUGUAGGUCUGAGGUCACAGCAACUCACUGCACCUCAAACACAGUCAUGCACAUCCAAACAGAGAGGGUGUGCUAAGAAUGAAGUCUUACCGAUUUCUUUUUUUCAUGAUUACAUGUUUUCCAAGCUUGGUUUCUUUCGGGAGUAAUAAACACCAGUCCCUGCCAAAAUACAGGGGUGUAUCUGAUACUCCAAUUUUGAAUGAAAUCAAGCAUAUAGUGGGAAUUUUGGGGCAGGUGUUCACUUUUUGAGCAUAGGCUUGUACUUUUGCAGAGUUACGAGGCAGUGCCUUGUCUCCUUUUCCAAGCCACUGACUGGUUUAUGAAAAGGUACUUGCUGCAGGGGCUUAUUUCUAUUUCAGUUGAUUGUGUCGAUGACAUAGUCCAAGCCAGGACAAGUAGUAAGUGGACUCCCAGCAUUUAACCCCACGUUUCACAGCACCUGGUCUGUGGAUCUGCACCAGUCCCUGCUGUGACCUUAAGUAACAUUACCAAUAAAACUGUAUUCUUGUUCUGGACCAUAUUUUCACCUACACAGUCUUCAAAGGAUGAGAGCUGGUCUCUGGUGCAAAAAAAGGAUUGAGAAACUCUGAUUCAUCUACUCUCUCAAUAGGCACCAUCACUGGCAGAACCAGUCUCUACUCUGAGAGUAGGUGGGGAAUGAGAGUGUAUUCUGCCCUAAAGUGGACGCAGGAACGUCUCCUAAUCCCCAAAAUCUCUACUUCUCUCUAAAGGAAGCCCUUCUCUGCACAGACAGCACAACGAAGUGUGUACAAGCACAGGUCGCUGGUCCUGAUUCUCUGCUCAAGGUUUCUUGUGCCGAACAAAUAAAGGACUGCCUGAAGUUUCAGGUCAUGCUGUCUUGAAACAUCAUACACAGCAAUGUGCAGGGAGAAUGAUUGCCUACUCUUUGUGAAAUGGCUAAUGACGACAAUGAAACAGUGGUCUAAAGUGAUCUUUGCUGAUUUUGUUUCCCUUCUGGUAGCAGCUGUCAUUUAUAAACUGGCCAGAAUGGCGUGAGCAAAAAGACUGUGCCGUCACAUACCUGCAGAACAGAAAGUUCUGUACUCAGUGUUUCCAUUCUGUACUGCUUUAACCUGUCAAGGCCUGACAACACAAAUGCUUGACAACUGCACUUUUAAAGUUUCACCAGUUUUCCUCUACACUAUCGGUUUCACCAUGCGUUCUGCACUCCACAAAGAGAGCUGUAUGACAGCAGAUACUUACAAAGUGUGUGUGAGACACCCCUCUUCUGGUAAAUUAUGGUAUUGUCAUACUCUGCUGUGCAUUGCUGAAGAGAAUCAUGGGACAGGUGCAGACACGACAGGAACAGCAGAACAGUACAAACCUUCAUAAAGGGUACCACCGACAAAUGGUUUUGUCUCUUGCCCUUUUAGUAUUGAGGGGUCCAUUUUUAAUAGCCAUCGCUAGCUGACUGUGUAUUUAUUUCUUUAUUGUUAUCAUUAUUUUAUUUAGGAAGCAUGCCGAGGUCAUCAAACAAGACUACCUACCAAAUAUGGACACCAUCUUAUAAGCUAUUUUGUGUUCUGGCUGUCUGGAGAAUCUUCUUAGGCAGAGGCUUCUUCCAAGAACAGUACAACAAGCCAUUGAGCAAUCUUGCAUCUGACUAUUUACAGGAAGCCUCCUGACAUUUCUUUCACUCAACACUUAGCAAUUAUCCAGACCAGGGGCAGUGCGUACGAAAUGAAUGGGAUGCUGCUGCUGUUCACCAAGAAGAAAUAAACAGCAGGAUGUAGCAAGUACAGUUUUUUCAAGCGUUCAAAGUGCAGGACAAUUUGAGUCUCUAUGAAUUUUGUUAGACUUCACAUUGAGUUUGGGCCUUUCAUGCCAUCUGCUGGUCCAGCACAUUUCUAUACUGGUUGUAUGAGAAGAAAUACUGCUAUCUGGUCUCCAAUACUUUAAAAAAAAACUAAAGGCUAAUGCUUUGGUACCUCAGACUGUUAAUUUCUCCAAAGAACAAGUCUUCUGGCCUGGCUCUGACGCCGUUGUCUUGUUAUCUCGUGUCAGUGUUAUCACCAUAUCUCGACAGGUUCUCCUGUCUUUUUUUUUAUCGUUUUGUUUUAUGAGGCUUACUAGCUCCACUUUUGAGAAAGAAGAUUGGGCUCUCUUUUUUUUAAUGUGAGAAAGACUUUAUUGUGGUUGGCCCCGAAACCUGCAGUGCAAAGAAACCAAAAGUAAAAACAGUGCAGUCAAUGUCUAGGUAUCGCGUGUUUUUGUUUUUCAAAUGUAUAAUUUCGUUAUGAUUUCUAUUUCUGUUGAUUCAGUUGUUGUCUGGAUUUUUAAUCAUAUAUGACUGGCUUAGGCACUAGCAUCUUAGAAAGUGUUUAAAGUGCAUUUCUGUUUAGUGGCCAAAAACAAGGCUAGUAUAGUAUACAGUACGUUAUUUAUGAUUUCUGUAUAUUUUUACUGAUAUGAUUAAUAAUAAUGUUUGGUUGGUAUCGUUAAUAGCUCACCACCAAAUGUCAUUAAGUAGAAUUUGGAAUGAAGUGUUUGCUGUUACUUUUAUGUACCUAAGUACAUACAGUAUUACAAUAUUUGAAGCAAUCCCCAAGCACACACCUGGGUACACAAAAGUAACUACUGAGUCAACAAAAAAAACAUAAGAAGAUGUCUUUCCAAUGUAGGGGAAACCCAUGUAAUGUAGCUGUAGUCCGAUAUAAUGCUGUCACAGCAUCUUUCAGAUUGCUCUGGGUUUAAUGUUUUGUUAAUAAGUUUAAAGUUCAUAAAGUUUUGAAAAAAGGUGACAGAGCUUUGCUAACCUUCAGGGGCUUAUCAGGCAUUUAAAUUGAACAGAUUUUUGAGUGAUUGCAACAUUUUUCUGUAGCAGAUCUUAAUAGGAUGCCAUUCAAAGUGUUUUGCAAACGAGAGAAUUGGCUCUAAUUUGUUUAUUUGUGCAUCAAAUACACUAAAGCCAAUGCCCCUUCAUUGUGGUUAAGUAAAAUUGUAUUCAAUUUUUUCUUUGCAUAUCUCUGUUGUUUAUUAGGAGUAAAAUGAAUCAUUCAUAAUAGUGUUAAGAGUAAAAUUUGCUCUUUGGAAGGUUUACACUUCCUAUCAUGAAACAGGUAGAAAACAUUGAAUUGCAGUUGAAUGACAAAAUUCACUUCAGUUGUAACUUCUGGUGGAAACAAAAUCACUCCGAAAAUGACAUUUUUUCUAUUUGCAUGUACUUGUAUAAGAACAGAAAUAAAAACCAUGCUGCUAGUUUAAAUAUAAGGACUUGCUCACUGACAGCUGUAUUCGUAAUAAAGUAUUUUUAUUGAA